AUAUAUAUAUGUAUUAUUAUUUCAGAUGGAACAUAGUGAAGGCUUUGAAGUACACAAAAGUGUAAGUGAAAAAAGAAACUUGACUUGGAUUGAUGAAAUGGACAACUUUUUGGUUGAUCGAUUAAUGGAGCAAAUGCAUAAAGGGCAAAAGAUAGGAGGAGUCUUCACCAAGACAGCUUAUGUAAUGGUUGCGCGAGAAAUUGGGGAAAAUUUUGAAUUGAGUUGUAACUCUGAGCACAUAAAAAAUAGAAUGAAAACUUUUUAAAAAAACUUUUAUGCUGCUCAAGAAGUUUUAGAAAAUGGUAGUGGAUUUGGUUUCAAUGAAUCAACUUAAAUGAUCGAAGCUACCACGGAAGUAUGGACUACUUACACUAAGGCACACCUAGGAGCAUCUCAGCUCAGACACAAACCUAUUAGAAAUUAUGAUAAGUUGUCCAUUCUUCUUGGAAAAGAUCGAGCAACAGGAAGUCUUGCUACAGGUGCAAAAGAAAGACAACUUCGUUGGGCCCAGGAACAAAAUUUGGAUGACACAAUUCCAUUAGGAUCAUCACAACAUGGGAUUAGAGAUGAAACAUUUCCUUAUGUUGAAAAUGAAGCAACAACUGAGACAUCUUUCUCAUCUGCAGAUGCAUCUGUUUCUGCACCAAAGUCAAACAAAGAAACAAAAAAGCGAAAAGCAAAAUAUGCUGACAUUGUAAGUGAAGAAUUAAGGUCAAUUAGAGUUGGAAUGGAUGCAGUUGUUGCGGCUCUUGAUAGAAGCAACCUUCAAAAUUAUACAGAAGAGCAAUUGUUUGAAGAGAUUGCUAAGAUUGGAGGCAUGAGUGAUGUAUCUCAUAUGAAAGCAUAUCAAGCUCUUACCGGUGAUGUGAGUGCAGCCCGAGCCUUCCUUGCUUGUCCAAUUGAUAGGCGUAAGCUUUGGUUGUCAGUUAAAUUUGGACCUACUUUUUUUUAUGCCUAAUUUGAGAUAAUCUACUUAAAAAGGCUUGAAAGUAGAACAUGAUUUUAUUCCACUUGUUCCACAAGUAUCAAUGGGUGUGCAGAUCAAACAAGCCUAAUGGACAGCCUAAGUGGCUUCUUUCUCUUAUUCCAGAUUAUUCGCUGCUCAACUUCAUGCUCACAACUGCCAUCUAUAUCUUAGUCCCCUCGGCUUUUUGAACUAACCAAUACACUUAAAGACAGCUUUUAUUCCUACAAAGGACAAUCACCGGCUGCUGCAUAAAUUUUCUUUCUGGAAUUUCAUAUUUCUCUGUGCUUAUAUUGCAUUGGGUUCAUUCUUCUUCAGAUUCUUCAUGCACAAUUAAGUUCUAUUUCUUGCUUCUAUGUUAUUGGAAUGAAUCAGAUUUGCAAGAUGUAUUGCAAAAUGCAUUCUUAAGGAUUUUAACUGGAUCAUGUCAUUCAGAAUCCAUCAAACUAAUUUUGAUGUUUGAACGUUCAUUUAAGAAGUAAUGCAAUUUACUCCUACAGGCUUGACAAAUCAGGACUGAAAGGACAUGCAUGGGGCCAUUGUGGUCCUCGCGCUGGUUACUUUCCUCACUAGAUGAUUAGGGUGUCCUGUUCUCCAUUUCAGCAUUGUUUCUCUAGAGUCCUGUGGGUGCUGCUAACCAGUUUCAUAUAGCAAUGUUUAAUCAUCAUUAUUGUAUCUGGAUCUAUUGUGCCCAUUAUUUUUAUCAAUUCUGCCCAGCCUCCUC
Molecule: messenger RNA, 1688 nt
Organism: Vitis vinifera (wine grape)
Lineage: Eukaryota; Viridiplantae; Streptophyta; Magnoliopsida; Vitales; Vitaceae
Exons: 3
Coding region: 335-958 (207 amino acids)
Source: RefSeq, a predicted model, not a curated record